This is a messenger RNA of Nothobranchius furzeri (turquoise killifish), 1449 nucleotides long. The record is from RefSeq and is a predicted model, not a curated record. Lineage: Eukaryota; Metazoa; Chordata; Actinopteri; Cyprinodontiformes; Nothobranchiidae.
AAGGUGGGCUAAAUCAGAUGCAGCAUGAAGACACCGAGCUGGACUGCGCGGUUUGACACAGCAUCCAUUGGGUGCCUCUUCCUCUCAGAAGGAUGUUGAAAGAAAAAAAAGAAAAGAAAGGAAAAGAGGGAUGUGGCUCAGCGCAUCGUAAGCGGACAGCUCGGAGGGAAGUCUGGAGCGCUUAACGCUGCUGGAUGCGGGUCCUCCGUGUCUCCCUGGGCAGCAGCAGCAUCCCGGGUAGAAAAAUACAGACCUCAAACCCUCGACGAUUUAAUUUCACACAAAGAUAUCCUGAGUACCCUCCAGAGGUUCAUCAGCGAAGACAAGCUUCCCCACCUUUUGUUCUACGGUCCCCCUGGAACAGGCAAAACCUCCACGAUCCUUGCCUGCGCCAGGCAGCUGUACAAGGAUAAAGAGUUCAACUCCAUGGUGUUGGAGCUAAACGCGUCUGACGACAGAGGGAUUGACGUUGUACGAGGUCCCAUUCUGAGCUUUGCUAGUACCAGGACUAUUUUUAAGAAAGGCUUCAAGUUGGUGAUUCUGGACGAGGCCGAUGCCAUGACCCAGGAUGCCCAGAAUGCACUGCGCCGAGUGAUUGAGAAGUUCACAGAAAACACUCGAUUCUGCCUCAUCUGUAACUACCUGUCGAAGAUCAUCCCCGCUCUGCAGUCUCGCUGCACCAGGUUCCGCUUCGGCCCGCUCUCUCCCGACCAGAUGGUCCCCCGACUGGAGCACGUUAUCCAGCAGGAGAACGUUGAAGUGACUCCAGAUGGAAUGAAGGCCAUUGUGACGUUAUCAUCUGGUGAUAUGAGAAGAUCGCUCAACAUUCUGCAGAGCACCAGCAUGGCGUACGGGAAGGUCACGGAGGACACGGUGUACACCUGUACGGGCCAGCCCCUUCGCUCAGACAUCGCCAACAUCCUGGACUGGUGCCUCAACAAAGACUUCAACACUGCUUACAACCAAAUCCUGCAGCUGAAGACUCUGAAGGGUCUGGCUCUACACGACAUCCUCACUGAGGUGCAUCUUCUCGUUCACAGAGUGGACUUCCCUCCAGCUAUCCGGAUCACCCUGCUCACCAAGUUGGCCGACAUCGAGCAUCGGCUGGCGUCGGGAACCAACGAGAAGAUCCAGCUAAGCUCCAUGGUUGCGGCGUUCCAGGCAGUCCGAGACCUGGUGGUCAGUGAAGCCUCCUAAGAGAAAAGCGGUGUUCCGUUCUUUUCCACAACAAAAGGAGAACGAAUCGUGAAAACCUCAAAGUUCCUGAAUUCUCGCUGGAGAAGAGUGUUGUGCUGACCAGGAGGAUGAACGGGUCCAGGUCUCUGCUGCAAGUGCUCCCACCGCGAUGACUUCACUGUGCAGCACGUGGUCCGGGGCAACGCCCGAAAAUAAAGCUCUGCAGCAUGUAAAUGUGUGUUUAUCUGUUUAAUAAAACCUUUUUAAAUAGAA